GGUAGUCACCGAAGACAUCACAAACCAUCGCAACCCGUUCGCGUACAGACGGUUAACGUGUUUCGAGCGCCCGUUUUUGUUUGUUUGUGAUCCGUGAUCCCUCGUCGUCUGUUGUUCGUUAAGAACUCGUUCACUGUGCAAGUUUCCGUUUCCGGUUAGUGUGCUUCAAGCCAACGUGAGACGUUUCAAAAUGUUCAAAUCGAUUAUCUUCGUGACGCUGUUCGUGGGAGUGUGCUAUGCUGGUUUGAUCCACCAUCAUGACGAUGACGAUGUGUCGGAAACGGAGCAUCAUCACAACAUCGAGCAUAAACAUGCGACGUCACACCAGAGCUUCAAGUUCCACCACUUCCAUGCCGUCCCGGUGUACGUUAAGAAGGAGGAUCAGCAAUUCCUGAAGCAUCCGGUGGAAAUUUCGGGCCUCAAGCAUAACCUGAAGAUCGUUCACCCCGAAACGGAACAGCAUCAUGGCCAUGGACUUACGCUGGAGAAUCAUAGCGAGUUCGAGAGCAAACUGCACGGAGGACACGGAUACGAUCUGGGCCAUGCCGGUUCGGAACACAUUGGCCAAGAGCACUACGGCGCUCACGAGUACGAACAGCACCAGUUCGGACACGAGCUGGACGAGCACGAAGAGUGAAGAGCUCCUAAACGUAAAACGUUGCGCGGUUAUUACGCAUCGCAUGUGUAAAAUGUGAUAUAGUCAUUUAAUGUUUAAAUCACCACCCCAUCCAUACCGCAAUUGGCUAAAGAUCAUAAGUAUUAAUCCAUUUUUUUUUCUUCGCGAUCAUUUGUCAUUCGUAGCGAACACAUUCAUUUGAUUCAUACAAAAAGGAAGUAUUAUUUCACCGCACCCACCCCCCGGCGUGCUGGUGUACAAAAGAUCAGUAACUUAAUGAGUCACUUUUUUCGCCAAAGUUAUUUUUUUCGUUCUCACUUCGCCGGGAAAGCUAUUAAGGGUUAAAUGUUAUUUGUUGUUAAUCCUCUAUACGAUUCACAGGCAAGUGUUCCGAUUGCAAACUAAAGACAAAAUCAAAAGGAGUCACGACAGACAACAUUAUUACACUCCAAAAACGACUGAAGGCGAUAAACUGUUAAAUGAUCACCAAUAAAAAUGUACUAAAUC
Anopheles funestus (African malaria mosquito) is the source of this 1123-nucleotide messenger RNA. RefSeq names its product histidine-rich glycoprotein. The record is from RefSeq and is a predicted model, not a curated record. The coding region runs from base 191 to 637 and encodes 148 amino acids. Lineage: Eukaryota; Metazoa; Arthropoda; Insecta; Diptera; Culicidae. The transcript is spliced from 3 exons.